Molecule: messenger RNA, 384 nt
Organism: Panonychus citri (citrus red mite)
Lineage: Eukaryota; Metazoa; Arthropoda; Arachnida; Trombidiformes; Tetranychidae
Exons: 2
Coding region: 1-384 (127 amino acids)
Source: RefSeq, a predicted model, not a curated record
AUGUUAGCCUUCUACGAAUCACCAAUUUCCCCACUUCCAGUUCCACCUCUUCCUGAUCCACCCGUUGGCCGAUUCCCACCUGAACAUCCAAUUUGGCCACCACCAGGUGCAUCAUCAUCUCCUCAUCAGAUAACUGGACCUGGUCCAAUGAUAACUUCAUCAUCUGAAAUUCAUCAAGUUGCCGUUCGUCCACCAGCGGGUUAUAUUCACCGACGGACAGGAACAGAAAACGGAAAUGGUCAACAGUUUCCCAUGAAAGGUCAAAAACAGUUAAAUCCAUUGAACUCAAUUAAAAGUAAAAUAAUUACCGCAAAGGCAAACAAAUUACCAGUAUCAACUGGUAUUGAAUUAAUUCCCGAAGCAAUUAACACUGUUAAGUUUUAA